This is a messenger RNA of Adineta steineri, 1035 nucleotides long. Lineage: Eukaryota; Metazoa; Rotifera; Eurotatoria; Adinetida; Adinetidae. The record is from the annotation of a GenBank genome assembly.
AUGACUGGCAAAGGCAAUUAUACAUGGUCCGACGGCGGAAAAUACAUAGGUGAUUUUAUUAAUGGCAUCAAAACUGGCCAAGGCACAUACAUGUGGCCCGAUGGCACCACGUACGAAGGAGAUUUAAAACAUGACAAACAGCAUGGUAGAGGUACAAAAACAUGGAUCAGUGGUGACAAAUACAUAGGUGAAUGGGUUAAUUACAAACAGCACGGUCGAGGUACAAAAACAUGGAUCAACGGCGAUAAAUACAUAGGUGAUUGGGUUAAUGACAGGACAACUGGUCAAGGCACAUACACAUGGUCUAAUGGCACUAAAUACACAGGUGAAUGGGUUAAUGACACCGCAACUGGUCAAGGCACAAAGACGUGGUCCAGCGGUAAUAGAUACGAAGGAGAUUUCAAAGAUGACAAACAGCACGGACAUGGUACAUUAACGUGGUCUAAUGGCACUAAAUACACAGGUGAAUGGGUUAAUGACAGCGCAACUGGUCAAGGCACACAGACGUGGCUCAAUGGCGACAGGUACGAAGGACAUUUCAAAGGUGGCAAGAUGCACGGACGUGGCACAUUUAUAUGGUCUAAUGGCACUAACUACACAGGUGAAUGGGUUAAUAACAUUAGAACUGGUCAAGAGACACAGACAUUGACCAAUAGUAGCACUUACGAACAAGAUUUGAAAACAAACAAACAGCACGGUGAAAGUACAAAAACAUUGAUUAAAGGCAAUAAAUAUAUAGGUGGUUCAGUGAACGGUAUCAGAACUGGGAAAAGCACAUACACAUGGCCUAAUGGCGAUAGGUACGAAGGAGAGGUCAAAGGUGGCAAGAUGUACGGACGUGGCACAGUCACGUGGUCCAACGGCGAUAAAUACAUAGGUGAUUGGAUUAAUGGCAACAUGCAUGGUCGAGGUACAAAAACAUGGAUGAAUGGUGCUAAGUACGAAGGAGAUUACAAAGACGACAAGCAGCACGGCAACGGUACAUACACGUCGACCAGUGGUGAUAAAUACAAAGGAGAAGGGGCCAUUUAUUAA